Molecule: messenger RNA, 342 nt
Organism: Geosmithia morbida
Lineage: Eukaryota; Fungi; Ascomycota; Sordariomycetes; Hypocreales; Bionectriaceae
Product: solute carrier family 26 (sodium-independent sulfate anion transporter), member 11
Exons: 1
Coding region: 1-342 (113 amino acids)
Biological process (GO): transmembrane transport
Cellular component (GO): membrane
Molecular function (GO): sulfate transmembrane transporter activity
Source: RefSeq, a predicted model, not a curated record
AUGGACCGCCUGCAUGCAAUCAAGCAACGCAUCGCGGAGUCGUACAGGACCGACCCCAACAUCGACAAGGUGAGGAGAUAUGCUGGCCCUGUAGCCCGAAGCCUCCCCCUUUCCACGGCCGACUACCUGGCCGAGAAGCUCCCGGUUGUCCAGUGGCUUCCCCACUACAACCCGAGAUGGAUAGUCCAUGACGCCGUUGCCGGCAUCACGCUGGGAGUCAUGUUCAUCCCCCAGGGUCUCGCCUACGCCAAGAUCGCCACCAUACCCAUCGAGCACGGGCUGUACUCUUGCUGGAUCCCUUCAGCCGUCUACUUCUUCCUCGGCACCUCAAAGGGCAUGUAA